Molecule: messenger RNA, 1581 nt
Organism: Bolinopsis microptera
Lineage: Eukaryota; Metazoa; Ctenophora; Tentaculata; Lobata; Bolinopsidae
Product: selenocysteine-specific elongation factor-like
Exons: 1
Coding region: 1-1581 (526 amino acids)
Biological process (GO): selenocysteine incorporation
Molecular function (GO): translation elongation factor activity; GTPase activity; GTP binding
Source: RefSeq, a predicted model, not a curated record
AUGUUCACCCCUAACUUUAACAUCGGGAUCCUCGGUCAUGUGGACAGUGGUAAAACCACCCUCGCUAAAGCGCUCAGUCACACAGCAUCCACUGCUUGUUUUGAUAAAAACCCUCAAAGCAAGGAACGAGGGAUUACACUGGAUCUUGGUUUUUCAUCUUUCACCAUCCCAUACCCAUCUCAUCUGGGUACUGAUCACGAGAACCUGUUGAUUACUCUGGUUGAUUGUCCUGGACAUGCGUCUCUUCUGAAGACGGUGAUCGGGGGCGCGCACAUCAUCGACUUGAUGAUACUUGUAGUGGACAUAAUAAAGGGUAUUCAGACCCAGACUGCCGAGUGUCUAAUAAUAGGGGAGCUGACUUGUGAUAAGUUGCUGGUGGUGCUCAAUAAAACUGAUUUGAUUCCUGAGGACAAACGAGCGGAUAAAAUAGCAAAGGUUCGAAAGAAAAUUUCCAUGACCCUUUCAAAAACUAAGUUUAAAAAUGCUGAAAUCAUUUCCUGCUCUGCAGCAGAAAAGGAGGGAGUAGAAAACCUGAUCAGCAUCAUAUCAAACAGUGUUGUCAUAGGACCUAGAGACUUCAGUGGAGAUUUCGUGUUUUCUGUGGAUCAUUGUUUCGGGGUAAAAGGUCAAGGAACAGUUUUAACGGGUACCUGUUUAUCAGGCUGCAUCGGUCUAAACGACACAGUUAAAAUAUCCAACACAAAACUGGAAAAGAAAAUAAAAUCAAUCCAAGUGUUCAGGAAAUCAGUAGAUAAGUUAUAUCAGGGAGACCGAGCUGGGAUCUGUGUUGCACAGUUUGAUCCGAAACUAAUAGAACGUGGUCUGGUUUACACUGGGAGUGUGGUAAAGACUGUGUACGCUGUGAUUAUUGAUAUCAAUAAGGUGGCUUAUUACAAGGGCAGUAUCACUACCAAGAUGAAGUACCAUGUCAGUAUUGGCCAUGAAACUGUCCUUGCUAAAAUCACAUUCUUUAAAACAGAAGAGGGUUCUUCAGAAGCACCCUUCAACAUGAACCAUAACUAUCUUUACCAAGAUACGUACUCGGAGGGGGAUCGUGGAUUUGCACUUCUACAAUUUGAGCAUCCUGUGCUCUGUGUUGAAGACAGUAUGGUCAUCAUCUCCCGACUUGACAUGGACAUUAACACACCCGCAUGUAGACUAGCCUUCUAUGGAAGACUUCGUCACAUCUACACCUCACAAGACUACUCAGACAAUCAGCUGUCAGAUCUGAGGAUAUUCAAGUAUAAGGAGAGGGAAGGGCAGGUGGAGCGGAUGAAUGAUGAGUAUACUGUUAUUGGAAAAGAUCUGUUCAAGAAGGAAACUGAUAUUGAUCUGUUUUCCCAUCUGGCAGUGAACCUGUCCACAGGGGAGUUGGGUAAGAUUGAGGGGAGUUUUGGGCAGAGUGGCAAGUUUAAGGUUUACGUACAGGAUGGGUUGUCGGAAAAAACAAAACUCUUGCUUGCUUCUAAAAAGAAGAAGGGUAAAGACAAUGUUGAAGUUGGAGUUGUACCUGAGAAGGUAAUGAUUAAUUUGAAGUUUAAGCGGUAUACUUUUGAUAAGAAAAAGCAAAUGUUGCAAUGA